AGUAGGGGUGGGGGAAGAAGUAAAGAAGAAACCACAAAAGAGGAAAAACCAGCAAAAAAUGUCUGGCUACAUGAAGAACCAGAUUCACCAAACUCCCCCAAGGGAUCACGAUGGAGCUACUACAGAAGACUCCAGCUACAAAGAAAUUGCGGAAAUGACAGACGUGGAAUUCAGAGUAUGGCUAGCAAAUAAGUUGAACAGAGUUGAAGAGUUACUGGUAAAAGAAUUCAAAAAAGAAUUGCAAAAAGCUGGAGACCAGAUCUUAAAGGAUCUGGCUGAACUUAGAAAAGAUAUAAGGGAGCUCACAGGAACAAAGGAGUCAUUCAGGGAUUCUCAGAACAGAGUAGGAAGUUUCAACAAUGGAUUAAACCAUGGAAAAGGAAGAUUCUCACAGCUUGAAGACAAAGCUCUGGAGCUAACCCAAUCAUUUGAAGAUCCAGCAGACUUUUUAUCAGCAGCACUGGAUACUAGUAAGCAAUGGAGUCAUGUUUUCAGUAUUCUGAGAGAAAAUGAUUAUGACCCUAAAUUACUAUGCCAAGUUAAAUUGGCAUUUAAGUGCGAUGGUGGAAUAAAAGAAUUUUCAGAUCUCCAAAGCCUCAGCAAAUUUAUUAGUCAGAAAUCUUCUAUGAAAGAAUUACUGAAAGAUGCCCUCUCACAAAAUGAAAAAAUGAGUCAAGAAGGAAGAAGUUUCGGGAUUCAAGAAAAAGUGGGUGAAACUCAAAUAGGCUCAAAGCACGGAGCCGGAAGAGCAAGCAGUGAUGGCUCAAGCUUUUUAUGGAGUAAAGAGGUGAAAACCGCUAAGCCAGAAGAUGUGAAAAAUGUAGAGAAUCUGGAGGACUCUUCAGAGUGGAAGGAAAAAGAACCCGGCCUGUUGGAGGAUGAAGAGGUGUCAGAGGUGGAAGAAGAGGCCUCGGGAUUGGAGGAAGAGGAUGCAGAGGCCUCAGGUUUGGAAGAGGAGGAUGAAGAAGAGGCCUCGGGAUUGGAGGAAGAGGAUGCAGAGGCCUCAGGUUUGGAAGAGGAGGAUGAAGAAGAGGCCUCGGGAUUGGAGGAAGAGGAUGCAGAGGCCUCGGGAUUGGAGGAAGAGGAUGCAGAGGCCUCAGGUUUGGAAGAGGAGGAUGCAGAAGAGGCCUCGGGAUUGGAGGAAGAGGAUGCAGAGGCCUCAGGUUUGGAAGAGGAGGAUGAAGAAGAGGCCUCGGGAUUGGAGGAAGAGGAUGCAGAGGCCUCAGGUUUGGAAGAGGAGGAAAGGGGUGAGACUUCGCUGAUAUGUGAGGACCAGGGUCACGCUGUGGUAGAUGCAAAGCGUGGAGUUGAGGAAAUAACCGGUGAUGGUGUGGAUAUUAUUUUGGUUGGUGUGGAGGAGAAUUCUGAACCAGAGGAGGAUGAAGAGGAAGGAAAUGUCUCUGAGAUAGGAAAGGUAGGGGCUGCUAUCCAGGUUGAGAAAAAAGGGGGGUCAGGAGGACUUAAACAAAUUUCUUCUAGUUGUUUAGUUUCGAAAUCUAAGGAAAAGUGGAUGAAACACCAGGUGGCAGAUAAAACCCAUAAGAUGCAUUCAUGUGCAAAUUUGGAUACCACGGCAGGAGUCACAAAAAAUUUUCGGGAAACAGACAAUAAAAUUCAUAAAUUUCUGCAAACAAAAAAGAUAACAUCCAAAAAAAUAGGCAUCAUACAGGAAACAGAAGAAAACUUUAGAAGAAGUGUGAUUAAUAGCAUCAGAGAGAUGCAAGAGGAAAUUAAAAGUAUUAAAGAUUACCAUCCAGAAGUCUCAAAUAUUAAAAAUUCAAUAGACGAACUGAACAGUGGGAUGGAUGUACUUGAAGAAAGAUUGAACAGUCUAGAAGAUCAAAUCGAGGAGUUCUCCCAGGACACCAUACAAAUGACAAAACAGAUAAUAAGUAAAGAGAGAUUGAGAGAUAUAGAGGAUAGAUCCAGAAGCUCUAACAUUCGUUUGAUAGGAAUUCCAGAAAAGAAUAACAAUGAGAAUGCUGCAGAGGACAUAAUUAAGGAAAUAAUUGAUGAAAACUUUCCAGAGUUAAAGAAAGAGUCGACUCUUGAGAUUGUCAGUGCUUCCCGAAUACCCAGUAAGAUUGAUAAGAGGAAACUCACUCCUAGGCACAUCUUAGUAAAGUUUUACAAUUCUAGUGAUAAAGAGAGAAUCUUAAGGGCCUCCAGAGAGAGGAAAGAAAUAACCUAUCACGGAACAAGAAUCAGAUUGACGGCAGAUUUAUCACUGGACACCCUGGAUGCUAGAAGUAGAUGGAGUGCAGUCAUAAAAGUCCUGCAGGAUAAAGGCUUUAAACCUAGAAUUCUAUAUCCAGCCAAAUUGGCAUUUGAUUUUCAGGGUAAGACAAAAACAUUUCUUGAUAUCGAAGAAUUUAAGAAGUCUAUUUCUCAUAUACCCUCUUUGAAAGAAUUACUGGAGAAUAUAUUUUAGCAACAUGGGGUGACAGCAAACACGUACAUAUGUUUUCCUCCCACCAACAUACUUUGGGAUGGAGGGAAAGAAGGUUACAGAUACUACCGAAAUGUUGGUGAAAUUUUUAAAAAAUAGACUGCUCUGAAGGUAGUAAGGUUUUUUUUUUGGUAGUGAGUUAUUGCGAUGAUUGGUCAGUGGAUUAGAACACCUUGUUACCUCCCUCCUCACUACUGCACCUACUAGUCUUAGUGACAAUUAAUAGUAACCAUCUGAGCUUCUAUAGGAGAAAACUUCUAUACCACUGGGGAGAUGGCAAUCUGUCAAUGGAACUUGUCAAGGCAGGGGAUAGCCAGAGAAGAGCAGGGGACGGG
Messenger RNA from Nycticebus coucang (slow loris), 2784 nucleotides. RefSeq names its product LINE1 type transposase domain containing 1 (gene L1TD1). The record is from RefSeq and is a predicted model, not a curated record. Gene Ontology annotation, cellular component: ribonucleoprotein complex. Gene Ontology annotation, molecular function: single-stranded RNA binding. Bases 59 to 2431 code for a protein of 790 amino acids. Gene Ontology annotation, biological process: retrotransposition. Lineage: Eukaryota; Metazoa; Chordata; Mammalia; Primates; Lorisidae. The transcript is spliced from 2 exons.